Molecule: messenger RNA, 3326 nt
Organism: Tauraco erythrolophus (red-crested turaco)
Lineage: Eukaryota; Metazoa; Chordata; Aves; Musophagiformes; Musophagidae
Source: RefSeq, a predicted model, not a curated record
CUUUUUUCAAGUGGUGAUUUUAUGCAAUGGCAUCAAGCCACAGUUCUUCACCAGUGCCUCAGUCAAACAGCAGUGAUGCUUUCUUUAAAAAAGAAAUGGAUGCCACGAAAUGCUUUCGACCUGUGCAGUCGCUGCCUGAUGUGUGUCCCAAGGAACCUACAGGCGAUCCCAGUAAUUUAUGUGACAGCCCAUCUCUAGUUGUGGAUCAGCACAGAUGGACUAUUUAUCAUUCCAAAGUCAAUCUCCCAGCAGCACUAAACGAUCCUAGGUUAGCAAAAAGGGAAUCUGAUUUCUUUACAAAAACAUGGGGAGUGGACUUUGUGGACACUGAAGUCACGCCUUCAUUCUACCUCCCACAGAUCACCAAGGAACAUUUUGCAUUAUACCAACAGGAAAUCACGCCGAGAGAGAAGGUUCAUGAAAGAUGCAAGAAUAUUUGUACUCCUAAAGAUACCUUUGACAGGACUCUCUUACAUACCUACGAUAAAUCCAGGACAGAUCUGGAACAAGUACCUAAGAUUUUUAUGAAACCAGAUUUUGCCUUGGAAGAUUCCUUAACAUUUAAUGCCGUCUUACCAUGGUCUCAUUUUAGUACUGCUGGUGGAAGAGGAAAUCGUGAUGCAGCUUCCUCCAAGUUACUUCAAGAAAAGCUGAGCCAUUAUCUGGACAUUGUGGAAGUCAAUAUUGCCCAUCAGAUUUCUCUGCGCUCAGAAGCAUUUUUUCAUGCAAUGACCUCUCAGCAUGAAUUGCAGGACUACCUCAGGAAAACCUCCCAGGCUGUAAAAUUACUUAGAGAGAAAAUCUCCAAAAUUGAUAAAGUAAUGUGUGAAGGAUCACUUCGAGUUUUAAGACUGUCACUCACCAGAAAUAACUGUAUAAAAGCAUACAAUAAACUGAAAUUAAUGGCUACUGUGCACCAAACACAGCCCACAGUACAGUUGCUGCUAUCCACUUCUGAGUUUGUUGGAGCCUUGGACUUAAUAGCAACAACACAGGAGGUGUUACAGCAAGAGCUUCAAGGCAUUCACAGUUUCCGGCAUCUUGGCUCACAGCUUUGUGAACUGGAAAAGCUGAUAGAUAAAAUGAUGAUUGCAGAGUUUUCAACUUAUGCUCGCAAUGACUUAAAUAGACCCCUAGAAGAUGAUUGCCAAAUUCUAGAAGAGGAGAGACUUGUAUCGCUAGUAUUUGGACUUUUAAAACAAAGAAAGCUAAAUUUUUAUGAAAUAUAUGGUAAUGAAAUGAUUAUUACUGCAAAGAACAUAAUUAAACAGUGUGUGGUUAAUACGGUAUCGCAGAUAGAAGAAAUAGAUACAGAAGUGGUUGUUAAGCUUGCAGACCAGAUGAGGAUGAUGAAUUUUCCUCAGUGGUUUGAUUUACUGAAGAAUAUUUUUUCUAAGUUUACCAUCUUCCUCAAGAGAAUAAAGGCAACGUUAAAUACUAUCCGUAGCGUGGUUUUCUUGGUUCUAGACAAGAACCAAAAAACCAGAGACCUGGAGGACACCUUGCAAAAGAACUCUGCUAAAGACAGCACGGUGGACACGGAAGUGGCUUACCUGACUCAUGAAGGCAUGUUUAUCAGCGAUGCGUUCAGCGAAGGGGACCUCCCACCCGUAGCAGCUGACACUACCUCUCACAGAAACACUUCCCCAAAUAGCGAGCCCUGUAGCAGCGAUUCGGUCUCCGAACCGGAGUGUACUACUGAUUCCUCAUCCAGCAAAGAGCAAACGUCAUCUUCUGUUACUCCAGGGGGAGUGGAGAUGAUGAUCAGUGAUGACAUGAAGCUGACUGACCUGGAACUGGUCAGGCUGGCAAACAAUAUUCAAGAGUUGCUUUAUAAUGCCUCUGAUAUCUGCCAUGAUCGUUCAGUCAAGUUCCUCAUGGCAAGAGCGAAGGAUGGCUUCCUAGAGAAGCUGAAUUCCAACGAAUUUGUUGCUCUUUCUCGCUUGAUGGAAGGCUUUAUCUUGGAUACCGAGCAGAUCUGCGGCAGGAAAAGUAUGUCCUUGCGCGGAGCACUUCAGAGUCAAGCCAAUAGAUUUGUGAAUAGAUUCCAUGAGGAGAGGAAGACGAAACUAAGCCUACUUUUGGACAACGAGCGCUGGAAGCAAGCUGAAGUUCCUGCCGAGUUUCAAGAUCUUGUCGAUUCAGUGUCAGAUGGCAGAAUUUCUCUACCUGAAAAAAAAACAGCAGCUACUGAAGAAAGAAAGCCAACUGAAUUCCUUAUUGUUGAAGGACAAAAAUAUGCAACAGUUGGGACAGUAUUGCUGUUAAUAAGAAUAAUCCUUGAGUACUGCCAGUGUGUGGAUAACAUUCCUUCCAUCGCCACUGACAUGCUUACCCGCCUGUCUGAUUUACUGAAGUAUUUCAACUCCAGAAGUUGCCAGCUAGUGCUUGGGGCUGGUGCAUUACAAGUUGUUGGUUUGAAAACAAUCACUACAAAAAACCUAGCCCUUUCUUCACGUUGCCUACAGCUAAUCGUACACUACAUUCCUAUUAUCAGGGCUCAUUUUGAAGCUCGACUGCAGCCGAAGCAGUUUAGCAUGCUCAGGCAUUUUGACCACAUUACAAAGGAUUAUCACGACCACAUAGCUGAAAUUUCAGCAAAGCUCGUUGCCAUAAUGGAUAGCUUAUUUGACAAACUAUUAUCCAAGUAUGAAGUGAAAGCUCCUGUUCCUUCCGCAUGCUUCAGGAACAUCUGCAAGCAAAUGGCAAAGAUGCAUGAAGCUAUAUAUGAUCUCCUUCCUGAGGAGCAAACUCAGAUGUUGUUUUUACGAAUUAACGCAAGCUACAAACUUCACCUGAAGAGGCAGCUGGCCCAUCUAAACGUGGUCAAUGACGGAGGACCUCUGAAUGGACUGGUGACUUCAGAUGUAGCUUUUUACACUGGAAACCUUCAAGCUCUGAAAGGCCUUAACAACUUAGACCUAAACAUGGCUGAAAUUUGGGAGCAGAAGAGGUGAUAAUCCACCGGGAGCAAUCACUUGGCUCUGACAACAGACCGACUUUCUUCUAAGCAGCGUGACCGACGUGAGGUGAAUACGUAAGACCGGCGUCCAAGAAAGGGCACCAUUGAUAGUCGGGGAAGCUGGACUCAGAGCGAGCUGCAGGGAGUGAUCUUCCCAGCGUCCUUCAGCAAGAAACAAGUGAUCAGCUGUCUGUGCAAUGUUUGUUUUGGGUUUGUUUUUGUUUUUUUUUCAUUCUCUCUGGAAACAGACUCAGGUUUCUUUGGACCAAAUCCAAAAGAACACAUAGCUGUAACACAGCUGUAGUUGUCUAGAAUGCUCUGUAUAUCUUUAUAUUAAAAAGAUGCUUUGCAUUUCUUCUAGUGC